GGACCUGGGAGCCGAGCUGGCGGGCGGCAGCGAGCCGACGCUGGAGGCUGAUAUCGACAGCGACUACGUGGCCGGGGCGUGGCAGGCGGCGGUGCCUGGGCAGAUUCCAAACACGUACCCGCCAGCCGACCUGGCCGAGUGGGUGCAGGCCGAGCAGCAGGCAGGCAGUGCCAAGCCGCGCGGCGGCAAGCGCAGGCGUGGGGGCAGCGGGCGGAGCCGGAGCAAGCGGUCCAAGCGCUGAUAGAGUGCUGUGGGCAGAUAAGCCGGGGUUUCCCUGGCAGCUUUUUGCUUCUCUCCAACUGAAUUGGCCACACAUAAAUUUACUACUCUGCUGCAAUGCUGAUAGUCGGACUCACAGGCGGAAUUGCCACGGGCAAGAGCACCGUCAGCAACGGGCUGCGCGCGCAGGGCGUGCCUGUUAUCGACGCCGACACUGUCGCCCACCAGCUGAUGGAGCCGGGCGAGACACCAUACCGUCUGGUGGUGCAACAUUUUGGGCCGGGGAUACUGCGGGACGACGCGACCAUCGACCGGGCGCGACUGGGCGCCGAGAUCUUCGGCGACGCGGCCAAGCGACAGCUGCUGAACCGCUGCACGCACCCGUACGUGCGGCGAAGGAUGCUGGUGCUUUUGCUUGGAUAUUAUGUGCGCGGCCACGCCAUGUGCGUUCUGGACGUGCCGCUGCUGUUCGAGUCGGGGCUGGACAGGCUGUGCGGUAAGGUGGCCGUGGUGGCGUGUGCCGAGGACCGGCAGCUGGCGCGGCUGAUGGCCCGCAAUGCGCUAAGCGGCGAUGAGGCAGCCGCGCGGAUCGCUGCGCAGAUGCCGCUGGACGACAAGAUCCGCCGGGCCACGCGCGUCAUCGACAACAACGGCAGCGUGGAGGAGACCAUGGGCCAGGUGCAGACCAUGGUCCGUGAGUGGCGGCCGUCGUGGCUCUCGACCUUUGGUGCGCUGCUGGCGCCCGUGGGUCUGGUCGCCGCGCUGCCGCUGGUGCGGACCAGCGUGUGGGGGUUGGGCGUGGCUGGCACGUGCGCGGCGUGGCUGGUGGGCUCAGCGCUGGGGGUGCUCUGACUCGUCUCCAGCGGCCGUAAUGUUCUUUUACUGUUCUGCCAAUAUUUUGAACCAUGUAUUUUCAAAUCA
Linderina pennispora is the source of this 1140-nucleotide messenger RNA. RefSeq names its product dephospho-CoA kinase. The coding region runs from base 337 to 1071 and encodes 244 amino acids. Gene Ontology annotation, biological process: coenzyme A biosynthetic process. NCBI's taxonomy places the organism in Eukaryota, Fungi, Kickxellomycota, Kickxellomycetes, Kickxellales, Kickxellaceae. The transcript has a single exon. The record is from RefSeq and is a predicted model, not a curated record. Gene Ontology annotation, molecular function: ATP binding; dephospho-CoA kinase activity.